Mugil cephalus (flathead mullet) is the source of this 5726-nucleotide messenger RNA. RefSeq names its product RUNX family transcription factor 2b (gene runx2b). The record is from RefSeq and is a predicted model, not a curated record. Lineage: Eukaryota; Metazoa; Chordata; Actinopteri; Mugiliformes; Mugilidae. The coding region runs from base 1453 to 2844 and encodes 463 amino acids. Gene Ontology annotation, cellular component: nucleus. Gene Ontology annotation, molecular function: ATP binding; RNA polymerase II cis-regulatory region sequence-specific DNA binding; DNA-binding transcription factor activity, RNA polymerase II-specific. The transcript is spliced from 8 exons. Gene Ontology annotation, biological process: regulation of cell differentiation; neuron differentiation; regulation of transcription by RNA polymerase II.
UCUACCAACUCUAACCUCCGCUGCUUAGUCACUGUUGCCCGUUUGCUUGUGACAAGAUAACUGAGAACACUUCCAACCCUCACCGAGCUCCUGGCUUCAUUCCACGCAUUCCUCCACGUCUGUGCUAAUACCCCUUCUGCGUUUUUGAUCUGUUGUAACAAACACCUGUGAUCGCUGAUCAAAGACUCGCCGCGCCGGGAUGUGCGAGGAUGUGUUUACGUGUGCGAGGAUAGGUGUGCGUGUGUGAUUCAUGGCGGACUGUCACGACCUGCCUGCUCCGCGCCACAUGCCGGCGAGGCCGUCCUCGCGGGGCGCCUGUGUGUUUGCGUGUCUCCGAGUGUUAGCGAGGCAGUGAGGAGGCAUCCCUUUCACGGAGAGGACAGGUGGCCGAUGAUCUAUGGCCUCUUACAGGAAUCGCCCCCGUCUGUCGCGCCCGUCAGAGCCAGUAAGCGCCCCUGCAACAGGCCUGGGUGUGUGCGCGCGCAGCGGCUAUUACAGUAAUAACACAAUAACAUGACUAGCGUCUGCGACGGAGCGACGUGUGAAACAGGAGAAAGAGAACAAAUUCGGGCGUCGCUGAGGCGACUCUUCAGACGCUCCCCUCUGUAAAUAAGCAGAGUGUCACUCCGCUUCCCUCCACACACACACACACACACACACACACAGUUUUCUCUCCCGUACACAGACAAACACGCACACUCUCACACACCCAGCCUCACGCCGCCAAGCCAGCCAGCCAUUCGCUCCUCACUCACACCCUCGAAUCUUACCAAGCUCAGCUCUCCCCGCUCAGAGGCAGACAGGAGCAGCACGGCAGCCUGCUAAAGGAGUCGAGGGAAGGAGCAGCGAGCGGAGGGAGAGAGAGAAGGGAGGGGGAUGAAAGAGUGAGGGGAGAGCAAAGCAGAGAGAGCACUGUUCCCCAUAUGCUGAGGGGGGCAUGGGCGGUUGAACGAGCUGCCCCCACUGAAGCCUCCUGACUCAUGGGAGCGUCAGACCACGAUCCCAAGAGAGCCUGGAAACGCUGUCGAACCACGCGCAGCAGCAGAAGAAGGAGGGGAGCCAGAGAGCGCGGAGAGAAAAAAGCCCAUGGAGAGGAGAGGCGAGGGAAGAAAGCCACAACGGUAGGCUGUCCCACUCAACUGCUGUGCCGUGAUGACGUCAGAGGGCAUGUGACCCAGGCUCUCCAGUGACGGCACAUGGAGGGCAGGAAAGAGACGAGUUUUAAAGCUGGUGCCUUUUGGGUUGUGUGAGGGCUCUGCUCGCCUCCCAAACAACCACAGAACCACAGACGUGCGGCUCGGGGUUGGUGUUUGAGGGCGACCCGGAGUGUAAAUGGUUAAUCGUCGCGGGCCAGCACCAGUCACAGGGACGGCGCUAAGCGAGUAAGACGUGUCAAGGGUCACGGAAACCACAGAGGAACAAAAGUGGGGCUUGCUGCGACCAGAGGCAGCUAUGGCAUCUAACAGCCUUUUCAGCACAGUGACACCAUGUCAACAAAACUUCUUCUGGGAUCCCAGCGCCAGCCGGAGGUUCAGUCCGCCGUCUAGUAGCCUCCAGCCGGUCCCAGGGAAGAUGAACGAUGUGAGCUCUCCCGCCGGGCAGCCGGACGCAGCGGCAGCGGUGCCAAGACUGCGUCCCCACGAAAACCGCAGCAUGGCCGAGAUCAUCGCGGACCACCCGGCCGAGCUGGUCCGGACCGACAGCCCCAACUUUCUGUGCUCGGUCCUGCCCUCCCACUGGCGGUGCAACAAGACGCUGCCCGUCGCCUUUAAGGUGGUUGCCCUCGGAGACAUACCCGACGGGACUGUUGUCACCGUCAUGGCGGGCAACGACGAGAACUACUCCGCCGAGCUGCGGAACGCCUCAGGUGUGAUGAAGAACCAAGUAGCACGUUUCAACGACCUGCGCUUUGUGGGCCGCAGUGGCCGAGGCAAGAGCUUCACACUGACAAUCACAGUAUUCACCAACCCACCACAAGUGGCCACUUACCAUCGAGCCAUAAAGGUCACCGUGGACGGACCACGUGAGCCCAGGAGGCAUCGUCAAAAACUCGAGGACACUCCCAAAGGUGGCCUGUUCUCAGACCGCCUCACUGAGCUGGAGAGGAUGAGGGUGAGGGUCACGGUCCCCACUCAAGGCCCCCGGCCGACUCUCAACACAGCGGCCAACUCCUUCAACCCGCAGGGACAGACACAGAUAACAGACCCUCGUCAGUCCCAGUCCUCUCCUCCCUGGUCAUAUGAACAGACGUAUCCGUCCUACCUGAGUCCCAUGGCGUCCCCCUCAGUCCACUCCACCACCCCCCUCUCCUCCAGCCGAGGCACGGGCCUGCCUGCCAUCAGUGACGUGCCUAGACGAUUGCCAGGUUCCUCCGACCUGAGCCCCUUCCCCGGCCAGUUCGAGCGCCAGUUCCCGAGCCUCUCCUCCAUCACGGACAGCCGCUUCUCCAGCCCGCGGAUGCACUACCCGGCCACGUUCACCUACACCCCGCCCGUCACCUCGGCCAUGUCGCUGGGCAGCACCCACUACCACACCUACCUUCCCCCUCCGUACCCGGGCUCCACCCAGAGCCAGAGCGGACCCUUCCAGACCAGCAGCACGCCCUAUCUCUACUACGGCGCCUCGUCCAACUCGUACCCGUUCUCCAUGGUCCCCGGCGGGGACCGCUCGCCGUCCCGGAUGAUCCCGCCUUGCACUAGCGCCUCCACGGGCACCUCCCUGGUGAACCCUAACCUGCCCAGCCAGACGGAGGGGGGCGUGGACGGCGACGGCAGCCACAGUAAUUCGCCGACCGUCCUCAACCCCGGGGGCCGCAUGGAUGAAGCAGUCUGGAGGCCAUAUUGAAGAAGUCCGGGGGGGCGACAGGGGGGGGGGGGGGCGAGAGAGAUAAGAGGUCAACUGAUGUCAUGGUUUGAAAGCACAAAACCUUUUUUUGUAAUGAAAAGGGGACUUUUGAGCUCUCAACAGCCGUCUCCACCUUUUGCUUGGAAAUUAAGGUCGAGAUAAAAAAAAAAAGAAGAAGAAGAAUUAAAAAAAGACCAUACUAGUACAGACUUGUCUUCCUGGAAUGUGUUUUGACCAAGGCACUACAAAGGGAGUCAUUCUCACAGCAAUAAUGAGAAAGACAAUUUUGGUUUACUAGGCCCAAGUGGAUGAGACUUUAUUUCAGUUUUAUUAUAGUCCACAAGCUAAGGGACGCUUCGACAAUAUUUGUAAGAGACUGCCUCUUUUGUAUAGUGUUUGUACUUCAUUAAGGCUUUUUUGCAGAGCAUGUUUUUGUACUACGACAAUAUCAAGAUGCAAGUUGAGCACUGAGUAGCAAGCGAUGAGAGUAACGCAUAUGUUACCUUAAGAGGCGUGGACAGUAAAUUUGCUUUAAACCGAUUAAUUUAACUUGUACAUUGUGGGUGACACGUUGAUGUAGAUUGAGGCGUUUUCUUAGUUUUAACUUAUAAAGCCAUAAAUUAUGUAUUGUAUUUGAAACUUGAGUCAAAGACGUGUAAUCUGAAUAUUUUUGUUGCAUCUAUAUGACUAAGUUAAAAAAAAUUUUGAUAGGUAAUUUAAGAGAGUAAGAGGUUUAAUUUCUUUUUUUUUCUUUUCUUUUUUUUUUUUUUUUGUAGCACCCAAAGAUUUAAAUCGUUUCGAAUAUGAAAUGUAAUUUCCAAAGAGUAUUGCAACAUGUUUCUUCUGGUGUAACUUUUCAGUGUGACUGCUCUGCACAUUAGGAGCCCGACAUCUUCGCUAGGCGUUGACACACAUUUGGCUUGGAAUUUAACCUUUGGUAUUUAUUGAGCAAUAACUCGUAUUGUGCCUCUUGGCAAAAUACCGUGAAAGAGAGCUUCAAUGGGGGAAAAAAUAAUUAUCCGUUUGGGGGAAAUUCUGCUUGAUUUCUUUACUUUGUCUUGUCUGACGUGCACACAGACACUCGUGUUUUUUUUUUUCUUUCUUUUUUUUUUUUUCUUUUCCAAAUAUGAAACGGUACAUUUACAUGCGAACUGACAUUCAGCCCGAAGAUGAUUAGAGCGGUGCCACACCUCGUGGUGCGCUUUAAAGGUCAGACUUUACGGUACAGUUAUUUUGUGACACAUGAACUCCUCAGGACUGGAAUAAUCCUCGGAUGAUCCCAGAGAUUCGCUAUAUCUGCAUUUCUGUUUUCAUACCCGGCCUGGCUGAAAGCUCCGUCAAGAUUAUAGCUUGAACAUGCCAAGUCUACUAUGGCUUUCAUAUCACGCGCAGAAAGAUAGCUUUGUAAAAGUUUGUCUCGGUGUGUGGCACACACAGGUUUGCAUUUGGACGUUUCCCUCUUUCAGUCUUUGAGACCGAAAUGGAAAUCUCAAAGUUAAAGACAGAGCUGACUGUGACAUUCUGUCCGGCCUUUAUUUAUUUUACAUUUUUUUUCACUUUUGUUGGUUUACCAAAUUAGAUCGGUGCCCUCCUCCCAGACUAAAGCCUGAAAUCAUGCCGUGGCUCCAGUGUGAGGGGAGGUCUGAAUGCGAAAUUGCUGUUUGAGAUUCUAAAACGUUAAAGGAAAAAAGAAGUGCAAACACCGAGGUGAUUGGAUUCAGCUGCUGGCAGCAAACUGGUGACCAGAAAAUAUGGGAGACUUGUGUAUGUUUGUUUCAUAAAGCACUUAUUUCUUGUUUUAUUUCUAGCAGCACUUGCGGCGGGCUGCCAGCAGGGCUCGUGGUUUUGGUCCUCGGUGCAGAUAUAACGCCACUGGAGUCACACGCAGACACACACACACACACACAGAAUGGAUAACACUUGGCCAAACAAGCCAUUUACAUUGGAGUUGAAUCUGAUCUUACAAGGCAGUUGGUAUUUGUUUGAAAAAAAAAAAAAAAAAAAAAACAUUUCGUCUCUCUGUUUUCAUACAGUGUGAUAGGGAGUCCAUGAAGGUAAUAUAAUAACCCGAUCUGAGAAAGCUGAGAAAAACACGGCCCUGUCCAAGGAUCAGACUUCAAGCUUUUCAUUGAAGGUUUGCACGCAGUCUCUGCAGAGGAUGUUCUGAACUCACUUAACGCAAUUGCACAUGUCACACUACAUUUCCUCGACUUCUCUGGCCCAAACAAAGAGGAUUCCUGCUGUUACAGUGUAACACGAGAAAGCAAACAAAGGGUUAGAUUGUUGUUAUUUUAAAGCAUUCUCAAAAUUAAAACUUUAUAUACAGCGGCUCCUUAGCAACUAUGCACAUCUGUUGGAUUUUAUUCAGACUGCUUCUUUCUUCUCGAACUUCGAACAGGAAAUGGUCUUUUAAGAACUGUUUACACAUCAACGCAGCACUGACAUCCCAUACUGUCCUCAUCUUCCUUUGUUUGUGUUGUGUGUUUGUUUCUUUCCUCAAAAAACAGAGGUUCAUCUUUUUUCUUUGUUUUUUUUGUCUUUUGAAAUGUUGCGUACAGACUGUCGUUAAAAAACCUUGUAUUAUUUAAUGAUCAACAUGUAUGAUAUCCAGGAAUUGUACUUUACCUUGCUCUCAUGUAAAGUUUACUCGUUAUUUCCGUUGCUAUGCUUCUACUCAUGAACUCUUGUCAGGAAACCCAAUCCAACGGAGGCUCUGUUGGAUUUUUGCUGGUACGUUUCAUAAAGUUCAUAAGGUUUUUUUUUUGUUUUGUUUUGUUUUUGUUUUUGUUUUUAAGGGACAAACCUGACAACAGUGAGUGAAAUUGGCAUUGUGAUUGUACAUUUUGUUUAUUUUAAGAAUAAAAUAGGAAUUUUGUAACUUA